AUGGGUCUCACCUUCUCGAAGUUGUUCGACAGACUAUGGGGUCGUAAGGAGAUGCGAAUCCUGAUGGUCGGUCUCGACGCCGCCGGAAAGACCACCAUCCUGUAUAAGCUGAAGUUGGGUGAAAUCGUCACCACCAUCCCCACAAUUGGUUUCAACGUCGAGACCGUCGAGUACAAGAACAUUCAAUUCACCGUGUGGGAUGUCGGUGGCCAGGACAAGAUCCGUCCCCUCUGGAGACACUACUUCCAGAACACUCAGGGUAUCAUCUUCGUUGUUGACAGCAACGACCGUGACCGUAUCGUCGAGGCCCGCGAAGAGUUGCAGCGUAUGCUGAACGAAGAUGAACUCCGUGACGCUCUCCUCCUUGUUUUCGCUAACAAGCAAGAUUUGCCGAACGCCAUGAGCCCCGCCGAGAUUACCCAGCAGCUUGGUCUGCAGAGUCUCACCCGCCGUGCUUGGUUCAUCCAAUCCACCUGCGCUACCACCGGUGAUGGUCUCUACGAAGGUCUCGAGUGGCUCGCCGACGCUCUGCGGAAAACGAACCGUGACUAA
Aspergillus chevalieri is the source of this 552-nucleotide messenger RNA. It is a transcript of the gene arfA, whose product is annotated as putative ADP-ribosylation factor. The record is from RefSeq and is a predicted model, not a curated record. NCBI's taxonomy places the organism in Eukaryota, Fungi, Ascomycota, Eurotiomycetes, Eurotiales, Aspergillaceae. Gene Ontology annotation, biological process: vesicle-mediated transport; intracellular protein transport. Gene Ontology annotation, molecular function: GTP binding; GTPase activity. Gene Ontology annotation, cellular component: plasma membrane; cytoplasm. The transcript has 4 exons. The coding region runs from base 1 to 552 and encodes 183 amino acids.